Peniophora sp. CBMAI 1063 is the source of this 1548-nucleotide messenger RNA. Lineage: Eukaryota; Fungi; Basidiomycota; Agaricomycetes; Russulales; Peniophoraceae. The record is from the annotation of a GenBank genome assembly.
AUGGCCUUGCCAGUCGCGUCUUUGCUCGCUCUCGCGGUGUUAUGCGCCGCGCAGAACGUCACUAUCGACGUCCCUUCCUCUCCACCGUCAGACGUCUCGCGUACGCUUGACCCAGCCCUGGUCUCGUUCUCCAUUGAGAUCGCGUACCUCGACUCCUUCACCGGCAAUGCGAGCUCUCCGAACAAUCUGACGCGUGCGUUGAUGGCGAAUUUGGAGGACCGAACGGGACAAGGUCCCGAUGUGCGGCCUGGCGGUAUCACCAUUGACAGUUCCAAGUUCGACCCUAACCAGACGGAGAUUGUGGUCCUGGAUGAGAGUGCGACUGGUGGCAUCUAUACGACUACGUUUGGACCCGCACUGUACGAGGCUUUGAACGUUUGGCCCAACUCGUCGAAGAUUGUCGUGAGCUCGAACCUGGGCAACAACACAGUCACCAUAGCCCGCGAUGAGCUUGCCGCCGGUAUCGAGCAUCUCGGUUGGGACCGGAUUCGCUCUCUUGAACUGGGCAAUGAGCCAGAUCACUAUGGUGGCGGAUCACGCGUCUCAGGCUGGUCUUCGGCAGACUACACCGCGCAGUUCCUUGGUUGGACUUCGUUCCUGACGCACAACCUCUCCCUACCUGAAGACGCGUUCCAAGCGUGCAGCUUCGCAGAAGACCCAAUCAAUGGCGAGGACUUCACGACUUCGAAUGUCAUUGACGAGGGUAUUCUUGGCACUAACGCUGUCCGACUCUUCAAUCAGCAUAUGUACCAGUAUUCGACGUGUGAUCCUGCACGGAACGCCAUCGCUACCUUGCCGAACCUUGUGAACCAUACCAACAUUACGAGCUACGUAAAUGAGUUCGUACCUCAAGUUCAGGCGGCUGCGGCUGUGGGCAAGGAGUUUGCUAUCGGCGAGUUCUCGUCAGUCAGCUGCUCGGGCAAGCAGAACGUCACAGAUACCUACGGGCAGGCGCUUUGGCUCGCCGACACGAUCCUGUACAGUGCGUCUCGCAAUAUCUCCCGGAUGUAUCUCCACCAGGGCGCGACACUCGUCUUCCAAAGCAGUAAUCAGGCAAACGCACCCGGCUUUUCUUGGUAUGACCUCUGGUACCCAGUCGAUACCGACCGCUAUGGCGCUGCCCGCGCCUCGCCUUCAUACGUCUCUACGCUUCUCAUAGCCGAGACUGUCGGCUCGUCCAACGACUCUUCACUCGCAUAUAUCCCCGUUCCCUCUGCACCCGAUCUCGCCGCAUUCGCAGUCUACGAAUCAGGCUCACUCUCACGUCUCACCCUGCUCAAUCUCGCGCACCGCAAUACAACCGACUCUGCUGACACCGGGAGUGUGUCGGUGGAUGUAACUGGUUUUGCGGGAGAGGGCGCGGUCAAGGUCAAGAGGAUGACGGCGCCGGGGAUGGAUAGCAAGGAUGUUGAUUCCGUUACUUGGGCGGGUCAGGCGUAUACCAAUGGAACGGUUGUCGGUGAGGAGGUGAUAGAGGAUGUGACAGAUGGAGUUGUGGUCGUCAAUGGUGUAGAGGGUGUCAUCGUGUUCUUCGACUCUAGUACAUAG